Messenger RNA from Paraglomus occultum, 1296 nucleotides. The record is from the annotation of a GenBank genome assembly. NCBI's taxonomy places the organism in Eukaryota, Fungi, Glomeromycota, Glomeromycetes, Paraglomerales, Paraglomeraceae.
AUGACAAAGCACAAGCAUUUCACCAAACUAGUCGACGAAAGUGAAUCUUCCCUUUCCAAUCCCUCGAUCCCUCUCCAGUCACUUACCUCUUCCAGCCAGGUUCACAUAUCUACCCCGCAGUCUAGUGAUACCCCUCAUGUAGUCAACGUUCGAGGAGGUCCUGUUCCAGGUGUGGACCUUGAGACAGAGUGGCCAUUGACUGAGUUGCCGGAAGAGCUGCGAGAACCAGAUGAUGACAACGAUAGAGCGGCAAACAACACUGAAGCGAAUUCAAUGAGGACUAAUUGGAAAAGAGAGUUAUUCUUGUUACUGGAAGAUCCGUCGAGUAGUCGCGCUGCGUUUAGUGUGAAUGUGUUUGUGAGCUUUUCGAUCGUGUUGAGUGCGGUCUUGACAACAAUUGAGACUAUUCCUUCGUUCCGAGCAACAGAGAGCUACGUAUGGUUUAAUUUCGAAACGACAAUUGUCUUGAUAUUCACAAUUGAAUAUUUUUUACGCGUCGUUGCACACUCGGAUUCUGCCAAACAAUUACUUAGAUUCGUCACUGUCUUUAGGGCAUUCAAGUAUUCGUCGACAAUUAUUAUGACAAUUGAAGUGAUGAUUGUAGCUGUCAAGAGGAGUAUGGAUGCAUUGAGUGCACUGUUCUUCUUCAUGGUGACGAGUAUUGUCUUAUUCUCGACCUUAUUGUAUUUUGCCGAACGUGGGACAUGGGACGCGGAUAAACAUGCCUUUGUUGAUAGUAAUGGAAAUCCUAGCGCAUUUGAUAGUAUUCCAUCUGCCUUCUGGUUCGUCAUGGUUACUAUAACUACUACUGGAUAUGGUGAUAUGGUUCCGACUACCUUUAUUGGUAAAUUGAUUGCAUUCCCGGCAAUGAUGUGUGGUAUUCUGUUAAUUGCGUUGCCUUCGAUUAUUGUUGGGAGAAAUUUCACGUUGGUAUGGGAAGAAAUGCGACAAUAUAGAAGAAACGCUCCAAACGUUAGAGAACAAGCAAAUAAUGUUACCUUUAUUGAGGACACCGGAACUGGAUAUACCAUGCGUGCAAAUGCACGAGCAAGUUUUGAAAGUAAUCAUUCAUAUGCUUCCCAGCCUGCUCGUCCCGGCUACGAGACUGCAAACGAUGAUAUACUAGCCAGUCAGGAUGCUCUUUUAGAACAAAUGCGAACAUUAAUCACACUGGCUCAACAGAACCAGACAGAAUUGAAUCGUAUUCAAACAGUUCUUGAGCAAAAUGGAAUCCGAUUGAGAACGACUAGCGAAGGGAGUGUCUCCACGGAGAAGGGAUUUGCAUCUGGUUCUUGA